GUCCUGGCGCAAGGGUUCGACUGGGUCUCCUCCAAGACGCCCGACCGCGGGUGGUGGCGUCAACUCACGCGCAUGGUCCCCGACAUCGCCGCCACCGGGGUGACACACCUCUGGCUGCCCCCACCGUCGCACUCCGUCUCACCCGAGGGGUACCUCCCCAGGCACCUGUGGAACUUGGAUUCGAGCGAGUACGGCGACCAAAACGAACUCGUGGCUCUCAACGCGUCGCUUCGCGAGGCUGGAAUCAUGCCCGUGUGCGACGUCGUCAUCAACCACCGCACCGCGGACGAGAUCGGGCCGGAGGGGGUGUACAACGUGUACAGCGACGAGGUGGACCACACGGGCACCGCCGUGCACUGGGGCCGGCACAUGAUCACCUGCAACGACCCGGCGUUCCACGGGAGCGGCCACGAGGACUCGGGCGAUAACUACGACGCCGCGCCGGACCUGGACCACGCCAACGACGAGCUGCGCGCCACCCUGAAGCGAUGGCUCAGGUGGCUACGCUGGGACGUCGGGUUCGGCGGGUUCAGGUUCGAUUUCGUCCGCGGGUACGCGCCGGAGUACACCGAGGAGUACGUCAAGGAGACGACGUCGCGAGGGGACUUUUGCGUGGGGGAAAAUUGGGUCGACCUCGCGUGGGAGGGCUCCCACCUCAACUACAACCAGGACGGACCCAGGGGCAAGCUCGUGGAGUGGCUCGCCGCCACGCACGGCACGUGCGCGCUCUUCGACUUUCCCACGAAAGGAAUCCUGCAGCGCGCGGUGACUCACGUCGAGUUUUACCGGCUCAGGGACCCGGCGUCGAGACCUCCGGGCCUCUCCGGAUGGAUUCCAAGUAGGGCCGUCACGUUCGUGGACAACCACGACACCGGCGCGCCCCAGAACCACUGGCCGUUCCCUCCCGACAGGAUCGCCCUCGGGUACGCCUACGUCCUGACCCACCCGGGGAUACCGUGCGUGUUCGGUCCGCACCUGUGGGGCGACGACCCGGUGCUCUCCGGCGUGAUCAGGCUCCUGAUCGACCUUCGCAAGAGGUGCUGCGUGUGCGCCGACGCGCCUGUUAAGAUCCAGAUGGCCGAAAACGACAUCUACGUGGCAAAGGUGGGACACAGGCUGACGGUCAAGCUAGGACCGAGGUACGAGAUGCCCGUGGAGCUCAUCCCGAAGGAGCCCGAGUGGUCCCUCGCCGUGGCUGGCGAGGACUACGCCGUCUGGGAGCGGGUCCAGUACGACACCGACGCGGACGCGAAAGUCGUCGCCAUGGAGCGCGAGAUGAUGGACGUCGGGGACGACGGGGAGUACUACCCGCUCGAGCGCGUGCCCGUGGACAACUCCCGCCAGUCCAUCGGAAGCUGGAUCGAACCGCCGCCCGGGAUCGUCGAGCCGUCCGACGGCGAGGCGGACCCGCGCUGA
Micromonas commoda is the source of this 1416-nucleotide messenger RNA. RefSeq names its product glycoside hydrolase family 13 protein (gene AMY1). NCBI's taxonomy places the organism in Eukaryota, Viridiplantae, Chlorophyta, Mamiellophyceae, Mamiellales, Mamiellaceae. Gene Ontology annotation, molecular function: alpha-amylase activity; calcium ion binding. The record is from RefSeq and is a predicted model, not a curated record. Gene Ontology annotation, biological process: carbohydrate metabolic process. The coding region runs from base 73 to 1416 and encodes 447 amino acids. The transcript has 2 exons.